Ornithodoros turicata is the source of this 1134-nucleotide messenger RNA. Its product is annotated as endothelin-converting enzyme 1-like. Gene Ontology annotation, biological process: protein processing. The record is from RefSeq and is a predicted model, not a curated record. Gene Ontology annotation, molecular function: metalloendopeptidase activity. The transcript has a single exon. Gene Ontology annotation, cellular component: plasma membrane. Lineage: Eukaryota; Metazoa; Arthropoda; Arachnida; Ixodida; Argasidae. Bases 1 to 1134 code for a protein of 377 amino acids.
AUGACCGAGGCCGACUUUCGAUUUUUUCAUCGCGUCUUCGGAAAACAAAGGCUCAUUUCGGAUGAGGAACUGAGAUGGUUAUUCGCCUGGAGAUGCAUCCUCUACCUCUAUGAAGUGGCGGUGUACAAGACCUUCUGGUGCAUUAACACGGUCCUCGGGGCCAUGUCAGUCGCUGCGGGUUCUACAACGGUCUUUCCGAUAGUUGACGAAGAAACACUUAGCGCUGCCAGAGAAGUGGCCGAAAGAAUCGUGAACGAAAUUAAAGAAUCCUUUAAGACCUGCUCGUGGCUCGAUGAGGAAACACGCUCCGGAGCCUUGCAGAAGAUAUCCAAGAUGAAGGUCCGCCUGGGAUACCCGCCUAAACUGAAUACGUCCCAAAAAGUCGAUGCGUUCUACAAGGACUUCCCCGACUUAAACGGCCCUUUUGUCCUGGAUUAUCUAAAGCUGAACGCAUUUCAAACAAAGAAGGACUGGAAAGGUGCAGCGGAUGGUUUCUCCGAUUAUUUCUACGACCUGGCGGUCCCUCUGAACGCGAACGAAGCCAAUGGCUUCAACAUGAUUAGCUCGAACUUCAUCUCAGUGGGUGUCCCUUUCCUCAUGAAACCGCUCUUUAGCGCAGGUGGCCCCCCUGAGAUCAACUAUGGCAUGCUGGGAUUCAUAACGACGCACGAGAUAAUGCACGGCUAUGAUCAAGGGGGCCGUCUCAGGGAUGGCACCGGGGCCUUAUCACCGUGGUUUACGCGGAAGAGUCUUGCGGAGUACAAGAUCCUGGAGCGGUGCUAUGUAGAACACAUAGACAGUGUUCCGAAAGCGAGGUCACUCGUUGCUUUCGCGCAGGAAUACCAGGCAGACGCCCUCGGCACUUUAUCCCUCUUAAGGGCGUACCAGAAGGCUGCCAGAGAAUCCAGGGUACAUCUGGGUGACGUGAAAGGCCUGUCGAGAGAUCAGCUUUUCUAUGUCGCACUCUGUGUACAAUGGUGCGGACUACCACCUACUACAUCUGAGGGAGAGACACACCCACCUCCGGACGAGAGAUGCAACGUGCCUCUCAUGAACUCUGCGUACUUUAGCAAGGCGUUUUCUUGCCCACCCAACUCUCCGAUGAAUCCGCCGCAAAAAUGCUUAUUUUGGUGA